GGUGCUUCAAUGGCGGGCUUUCUUUCUUAUUGAUCAGAUCUCACAAUACUAAUCACUGAAUCCGCCAAAUCUCAUCUCUCUUUUUUGAUUUCCAUGGCGAUCCUGCUCAAAUCAUUUCUCCAAAACCAGUCCUUUUCAAAGACUCUCCUCAAGCCUUCGACCAUUUGCAGAAACAUAGCUUCUUCAUCGGAACCUCACAAGAAGCCACUCUCUGUUGUAUUCGAAGAGGCCGUGGGAUUGAGACCCAAAUCCGAAACUAGCGAAACCCAAGAAGAAGGGGGCAACGAGUUGAAGAGAAAGCUUUGGGAGUUAGAGAAGAAACUCAUAGAACUGAAGAACACAGAACCAGUGAUAAAGAAGAAGCUGAAGAAGGUUGUCGGGACAGUCCCAGAGCUGCAAACAGAGAAAAGUCGCAACCUUUACACGUUGUUUAAAGUCAACGAAGAGAAGAAGCAAGAGGAGGGACACGAUGUGGUUAGAGUUUACAAGGAGCUUCCUUUGGUGAUGGUUUCCUUUGUGAAGCUUCUGCAUAAAAAGGGGUAUUUGAACAAGGCUAAUUUCAUCAGUGGUGAGAAGCUGGAGCUGGGGAGUCUCGAUGAAGAGUACGCUAGAACUUUUGUCAAGUUUGCUGCUGAGAGAUUCGGAAAAGACUACCAGGAGAUAGCAAAGUGGUUGUCAGGUAGUGACCUGAAGAACAUUGUGCUAUUUGGCUGCCCAAGCUUGGAGAAAAGGGCGAUAUUCGCUGCUAAAACAUUGCGCAAAUUUUUCGACAUCCAUGAGAACAAUGUGUGUGAGAAAUGUGUUUUAAAAGAGAAGUGCAAGUUUCCAAACCAGAGUGUGUGGGACGGCAAGUCACAGAACUUACAUUUGUCUGUCGUGAUGAAAGUCAUCACACUAUAUCCAUUGGACUUGACUCAUCCAAAGCUUAAAGUUCCUCAAGAGGUCCAAGACUCAGUCUCAAGGUUGCUGACUGAGAUUCAGAACCUAAGCCGAACUAUCUGUACUCCUCUCUCAUGAGUUAAACCUUAUAAGGAAGAUUGCUUCCAGUAGACAUCAUCAACUGAGCAUUCUCACCUACUUCUAAUGUUAGUUUGCAACAACUGAAACUCUUAUGUUACUGAUCGGAAUGCUUAGUUUUAAUCUUUAGCUUGAAGAAGAUUAGAAGCAUGAGUGUG
Molecule: messenger RNA, 1175 nt
Organism: Brassica oleracea var. oleracea
Lineage: Eukaryota; Viridiplantae; Streptophyta; Magnoliopsida; Brassicales; Brassicaceae
Exons: 3
Coding region: 94-1017 (307 amino acids)
Cellular component (GO): cytoplasm
Molecular function (GO): mRNA binding
Source: RefSeq, a predicted model, not a curated record